This is a messenger RNA of Schistocerca serialis cubense, 1776 nucleotides long. It is a transcript of the gene Uba3, whose product is annotated as NEDD8-activating enzyme E1 catalytic subunit. The transcript has 5 exons. Gene Ontology annotation, biological process: protein neddylation. The coding region runs from base 18 to 1448 and encodes 476 amino acids. Gene Ontology annotation, molecular function: NEDD8 activating enzyme activity. The record is from RefSeq and is a predicted model, not a curated record. NCBI's taxonomy places the organism in Eukaryota, Metazoa, Arthropoda, Insecta, Orthoptera, Acrididae. Gene Ontology annotation, cellular component: nucleus; cytoplasm.
AAUAAUACAAAGAUAAGAUGUACGUCAUUGACAGUGUAUCACAUCUCUGCCCGCUGUGUGGUUAUGGAGGUGUAAUUGUUUGGGCCGUCAACUUCAUAUAUUUAAUAAUGAGUGGUGGUGACGGAGACGGGAUGCAGCGUAGAUGGAGUCAUUUGAGAAAAGUGUUGGAGAGGUCGGGGCCUUUUUGUCACCCUGAUUUCGAACCGUCAUCGGAAACAUUAAAUUUUUUAAUGAGUACAUGCAAGAUAUUGGUUAUAGGUGCCGGCGGAUUAGGUUGUGAAUUACUGAAAGACUUGGCUCUUAUGGGAUUUAAAGACAUACACGUGAUAGAUAUGGACACAAUUGAACUUUCUAACCUUAACAGACAGUUUCUGUUCCGAAGAAAAGAUAUAGGAAAAUCGAAGGCAGAAGUUGCAGCAGACUUCAUAAACAACCGGAUCCCCGGUUGCCGUGUGACGCCACAUUUCUGUAAGAUUCAAGAUUUCGACGAAUCGUUUUAUAGAUCCUUUCACUUAGUUGUCUGUGGCCUCGAUUCAAUAGUCGCUCGUCGGUGGAUAAAUGGUAUGUUGAUAUCAUUGCUUCAGUAUGAGGACGGGGAGUUAGAUCGAACAUCAAUUGUGCCAAUGGUUGACGGUGGCACAGAAGGCUUUAAGGGCAAUGCUAGAGUGAUACUACCCGGUGUUACCGCUUGCAUCGAAUGCACUCUGGAUCUCUUUCCCCCACAAGUGACAUACCCACUUUGUACAAUUGCAAACACACCGCGUCUGCCAGAGCAUUGUAUUGAAUAUGUGAAGGUGAUCCAGUGGCCGCGAGAGUCCCCGUGGUGUGAUGUUCCAAUUGAUGGGGAUGACCCAGCGCAUAUUGGAUGGAUUUGUGAGAAAGCAUCAGAGCGUGCUGCACAGUUUGGCAUAAUGGGUGUUACAUAUCGCCUUGUCCAGGGUGUUGUGAAGAACAUAAUACCUGCAGUGGCAUCUACGAAUGCUGUGGUGGCUGCGGCAUGUGCCACAGAAGCCUUCAAGCUGGCUACGAGCUGUUGUGUUCCCAUGGACAACUACAUGGUGUUUAAUGAUGCCGAUGGCAUUUACACGUAUACGUAUGAGGCGGAGAAGAAAGAAGAUUGCCUCGCUUGUAGUCAAGUGCCCAGAGUUAUUGAUAUUGAGGGUCCAGACGUAAAACUGGAAGGCCUCAUUACAAUACUCCGCGACGACCCAGCCUUACAGAUGAAAAAUCCUGGCCUGACAGCUAUGGUCGACGGGAAGAAUCGAACACUGUACAUGCCAACUGUCGCCAGCAUCGAGGAGAAGACACGAGUGAACCUUACAAAGACACUUGGGGAACUUGGUUUGGAGAACGGUCAUGAGGUAGCAGUAGCUGACUCCACUACACCUGUUACUGUGGUGCUGAGGUUGAGAUAUAAUGGACCAGAUGGAGAUGUGGAGAUGAAGUAGGCAUUUCACUGCCUAUCUGUUUUAUUUAUGAAGUAUCAGUGAACCAACUUUGUUAUAUAGUGCAGAAGCCUUUGUAUAAACUAAAUUAUUCUCGUGAAGAAGACGAUGACAGCAGUGCCUGUGUGUAUAAUUCAGUCGGGAACAGCUGUGGUUGCUGCAGGUCGGCUGUAUGUAGCAGAGUGCAAUUUUUUUUUUAUUUGUUCCCUUCUGGAAGGAGUUUCUGAUAAUGUGUCUUGUGUUCUUUACUAAAUAGAAAUUUUGUAAUAUAUGUUACACCUAAAAUUUUAUAACCAAUGAAUAAUAAAACACUGGAGAACAUUGAAAUUAA